This is a messenger RNA of Neoarthrinium moseri, 492 nucleotides long. RefSeq lists its product as uncharacterized. The coding region runs from base 1 to 492 and encodes 163 amino acids. The transcript is spliced from 3 exons. Lineage: Eukaryota; Fungi; Ascomycota; Sordariomycetes; Amphisphaeriales; Apiosporaceae. The record is from RefSeq and is a predicted model, not a curated record.
AUGCCUUUCACACAAAGCGAGCAGGACUCGAUCCUCGAGCAGCACAAGGCCGCAGCCCUGGCUGACCUCGAGGCGCUGCUGCGACCCGAGGCCGACACAUGCGAGGCGGCGCUGCGCGAGCUCGCCAACAAGUGGUGGGCCGUGUUCCAAGAACGUGGGGAGAACUACUCGCGCUUCCGCGCCCACGCCGGCGCCGUAUACCGCUGCGUGCUCGACCGCAUGGUGCAGAUCGUCGAUGCGGGCGAGGGGGGCGACCUCGCGCGCGAGCACUUCCGCCGGUUCGCCCGGGUCCUCAUGCGCAACGUGCCGCGGCGGUACUGGGCCAUGUUCUUCCUGGGAUGGCAUGAUUUCCAGGCUGGCUAUCUCAAGGCCGAGCUUGAGUGCGACGCGGAAGGCGGCACGGCACAGGAGGAUAGGGCAGGUAGGUUGACGGCUUUGCGAAGGGCGCUCGAGCUCGAGGGAGACGCGGCUGUGUCCACAGACUGGCUAUGA